GACUGCCUGUGAAUCAUUGCACCUUAUUUUAUGUCACAAGGUGUGCUGGUGAGAAUGGAGACAAGUGGAAUGGAGCUCUGGCUGUGCGUGUUGAUCGUUGCUACCAGUGGCGCACUCCAGAUGGUGGGAUGGAGUAGAAGUCGCUUGUCAUGGUCAGUGGGGCUUGUGGUGGUGGAGGUGAUGCUGUGUUAUUGGAUAUCGAAUUUAAGUGUGGCAGUGAUACUGCUCAGUGUCUGCUGUGGCUGCUGUUUGAUCCACUUCAGUGCAGGAAGAAAAGAGUUCAGGUUGCCUGUACAAGGCAAAGCCGUGCUCAUUACAGGUUGUGACUCUGGUUUUGGCCAUGAGCUUGCUAAAAUCCUGGACAAAGCUGGGAUGAAGGUAUAUGCCGGAGUGCUGGAGGAGUUUGGACCUGGUGCACAGAACCUCAGGGAAGUUUCAUCUUCACUGCUUACCAUCCUACAGAUGGAUAUCACAAACAUCAACCAAAUCUCUGAAGCACAUAAACUUAUCAAGAGUCAAAUAGGAGAGACAGGUCUUUGGGGACUGGUGAACAAUGCAGGCGUGCUGGGACAUAUAUGUGAUGGAGAACUUCUUCCCAUGAGAAUAUUAAGAAAAAUCCUGAAUGUGAAUUUUAUUGCUGGUGUGGAGGUGACCAAAGUUUUCCUGCCUUUGUUAAGACAAGCAAAAGGAAGGGUUGUGUGUGUAUCCAGCAUGUCAGGAGAAGUUCCCUUCCCUGGUUUUUCUGCAUAUGGUGCAUCUAAGGCAGCUGUGAUUUCUUACUACGGAGCUCUGAGACAGGAAAUGUCCAAAUGGGGUGUAAAAGUGGUCAUUAUUCAGCCAGGGGCCUUCAAGACGAAUAUUUUAGGCAAUCAAGAGGAAUGGUGUAACAUUGAAAAGGAGAUCCUCAGAACCCAGCCCCUAGAGGUAAUAGAUGCAUAUGGAGAAGAGUACAUCUGCUCUAUGCAUCAGCAUUUAAGUAAUUUGACUGCUCAAAGCUGUGCUGAUUUCAGGCCAGUUCUAGAUGAUAUACAACACGCAUUACUCUCAGAAAAGCCAGGGGCCUUUUAUCACCCGGGACACAUGGCCUGGGCAUUUCCGUUCCUGCAAAGGAUCUGCCCUACAUGGCUGUUUGAUGCCAUUUUUGCACAAAUAUUUACAUAUGGCAGGCUCUGUCCAGCAGCCCUGGCUUCCAAAAGAUGAACACUUCAAACUGAGAAUACACACUACAUUGUAACCUUAGUGCACAUGUACUAUUGAUAACAAUACACCAGAGCAGGUAUGUGCUUAAGGCUAUACAUAUACACACAUAAAGGCAAAAUGAUACAUCAAGAGCUAGGGUGGUGUAAUAAUUAGAACAGGAUGAUUGGUGUUAAUGGUUAUUUUAAGAUCUUGUGUUUUCUUUUAGUUCUGCACUUCAGGAACAACACAGGUUAUUUGCAUGUUUCCAGAAUACAAAAUAAUUUUCACAGAACAUGCUGAUCACCCAAAUUUUAGAACCCCCUGGCUCUUCAUGCGUCAUGUUGCCUUCUUGACAAUCAGUGAAUAUUUACACACUUUGUAAUAGUUGUGUACGAGUCCCUCAUUUGUCCUCAGUGUUAAAAGAUGGUUUUCAAAAUCUACAGUCUCUGUCGUAAUUGGGUCAAACAUGCAGAAGAUUGCUGGAGCAGCAAAGACCUGGAAAAUGUUUCUGAAGAACCGUGGAUUGUUUAACUGCUCAGGACAAACAAGGGACUAAAGAGCAACUAUCACAAUCACUAUCAUAAAAACAAUCACUGAUCAGGUAACAACAAUGUAUUAAAAAAUCAAAUUAAUCAUAUGUAAACUUUUAACUGGUUCAUGUGUAUGACCAGUUAUUUUGUCUUGUACUGUAUAUGUAAACAUGUUAUGUGAAAUAUAUUAUUCAGGGCAGAAGUAACUAAAAAUGAACUGCAAUUUAUAAUAUCCCUCGUUUCAGAACAGAUUCAGAAAGGGUUAUGUAAACUUAUGGCCUCAACUUUAUAUAACCUCUGACAACCACACUUAAUUGGGUUUGAAGUAAAGCAAACAAGAUAUGCUUGAGGUGUAGACUUUCAGCUUUUAUAAUAUCCCUACAUUUGUUCAGUCGCAAAAGUGAGAAGUUAACUGACUGGUAAGCUCUGCAAUUACACAGCCAGGUGUGGGUGUGGGUUGAAAGUGCUUUGUGAAUGGUAUAUUCUUAAAAAGAAGGAACACAUUAGUGAGUUAAGCAACACCACAAUGCCAGACCAACAGAGCACUCACCCUUUCCUUGUGAAAGAAUUCCAUACAUAUCUUCAUGAUAUUUUUCUGGUGCAUUUUACUGUCUAGACCAACCUUAAACACUCAAAGAGCCACUUGCAGCUCCGGAGCCACGGGUUGCUGACCCCUGGUCUAGAAUCUAUUACAAGAUCAGAUCUUGUACAAGCACCCAAAACUAUCCCUUCUCAUGGGUGGCCAAAAAUUGUGAAAUAAUUAAAAAAAAAACACACUACAACAUUACAGUGUUCACAAUAUAAUCAUUCAUUUAAAAAAUAAAGAUGUAAUUAAUUUUGCUGCCAUUUUACAGCACAUUUUUUCACAGAAUAUAAAAAAUUAAAAACACUCAGUCCAAAGCGUGUGCAAGUAUUUAUAAAAAACACCACACACACAAUUUAUAAAGCCUAUUAAAAUGCCUCAGUCCUGAGGCUUUAAGAAAACUUUCUUGGCUUUUGUCUCUCCAACAUCAUGGUUGACGUCCUCAUUCUUCUGAGAUGUGCGGUCCCUUUUUUUUGCAAAUUUUCUUUUCAUGCUUUCAACAAGGCUUCCAUAUCUAUAAGUAAAAAAUGUUUUUCAAUUACAAUGUGCAUAGUAACCAUGAAGCUAUUUGAAAUGGUCAAUGCAAAACCAAUGUUAAAUAUUUUCUUAUGCAUACCUCAUGGCCAUCUCCUCAUCUGUAAUAUCUGUGUCCAUUCGACUCAUAUCCUUCUCCUCCACCUCUUCAUCCUCUUCUUUGGGAGCGUUCAUUAAAACCAUCAGCUUCUAUUGAGGAUUCAAUCAGAUGGUAAAGAAGACACUAUAAUAUUAGCAGAAAAUAUGAAUAGAACUUAAAAGCAGAGAAAAGUUACAGUCAUUUACCUCAACAUCAGGAUUGAAUCCCUUAAAUGACAUCCUCCCAUAAACCAAGUCUUCACAUGGGACAUAACUUCUUUCUUCAACAAUGAAGCUCCUACAUAAAGCACAUGCACAAUUCAGUUGCUGUUAAACUGAACAAGUGCUGUUCAAUGGGUAACAAUAUGGUCUAUUAAUAUGAACAAUAUAUGAAAACAUACAAGCAGGGAGUUGUUAUUUUACAGAAAUUUAAAUCACCACACAUUUCAAUCUUUGUAAUUUUCUAAUAUAUACAUAUAUAACUAAUAAUAUAUAAUAACUAAUCAGUCAUUUACAUUUACAGCAUUUGGCAGUCGCCCUUAUCAGAGCGACGUACAUAAGUGCUUAAAUCUCUAGCAUUGAAUACAUUAAUGCUGGCUCACCAAGUUACAUAUUUAAGAUACCAUGAGUUUAAAACAUUUGUUCAAAGUUACAAUGAAAAAGUGUCAAAGGUGUUUUUUUUUUUUUUUAAAUGCAAAAGAUAAGGAAAGAAGUGCUAGUUGAAGUGUUUCCUGAAUAAGUAGGUCUUCAACCGCCGCUUGAAAAUAGCCAGUGACUCAGCUGUCCGGACCUCUAGGGAAAGUUCAUUCCACCACCUUGGUGCCAGUACAGAGAAGAGUCUUGUAGUAUACUUGCCUCUUACCCUGAGAGAUGGUGGAACCAGUCGAGCAGUGCUGGUAGAUCGGAGGGUGUGGGGUGCAGUGCGCGGAGUGAUGAGGUCAUCAGUCAUAUAUUCUGUAUUCAUAUUUAAUACUCAAACUGUAUCACAUCUUACAUCUGUCUUGUAUAGUCUGUAUUGUCUUAUCUUGUACAGUAGUGUUAUGUCUGUACUUCUGAGAGUCACAAACAGCUGGAGCCAAAUUCCUUGUGUGUGUCAACACACUUGGCCAAUAAACCUGAUUCUGAUAGCUA
Messenger RNA from Tachysurus vachellii, 4035 nucleotides. It is a transcript of the gene hsd17b2, whose product is annotated as hydroxysteroid (17-beta) dehydrogenase 2. The transcript is spliced from 5 exons. The record is from RefSeq and is a predicted model, not a curated record. Gene Ontology annotation, molecular function: oxidoreductase activity. The coding region runs from base 31 to 1200 and encodes 389 amino acids. NCBI's taxonomy places the organism in Eukaryota, Metazoa, Chordata, Actinopteri, Siluriformes, Bagridae.